AUGCUAUAUGCCGAGGACGACAAACUCAUCUUCCGUUUCGACGACCACAUCCUCUGGAUUCAACCAUGGGGAGAACACGCCUUCCGUAUACGAGCAACCAGGCAAGCCUCAAUUCCAACUGAAGAUUGGGCCCUCUCCUCUAAGCCAUCCACUCCAAACCCAACAAUCAAAAUAUUCGACCAGGAAGCAAGCAUCUCCAAUGGCAAAAUCAAAGCAACCGUUUCCCGCCGCGGUAAGAUAAUAAUCUACGACUCGAACGGUAAAAAACUGCUAGAAGAAUAUGCCCGCCACCGACAAGACCCCAAGGACCCAAAAUGCAGCGCCUUGACAAUUGAAGCUCGCGAGCUGCGCCCAAUCCUAGGCGGCGACUACCACCUAACAAUGCGAUUCGAGUCUCUGGAUCAACAAGAGAAAAUCUUCGGCAUGGGCCAGUAUCAACAGCCCUACCUCAAUCUCAAAGGAUCAGAUCUCGAACUAGCCCACCGUAACUCCCAGGCCAGCGUCCCCUUUGCGGUUUCCUCUCUUGGCUACGGCUUUUUAUGGAAUAACCCCGGCAUCGGGCGGGCUGUUCUAGGAACGAAUGUUAUGAGCUUCGAGGCCUAUUCGACCAAGGCAUUGGACUACUGGGUUGUGGCGGGCGAUACCCCCGCUGAGAUUGAGGAGGCCUAUGCUAAGGUCACGGGCUAUGUACCUAUGAUGCCGGAAUACGGCCUUGGCUUCUGGCAAUGUAAGCUCCGCUACUGGAAUCAGGAACAGCUGCUUGACAUUGCGCGUGAGUAUCGGCGUCGCAAUGUGCCUUUGGAUCUGAUUGUUGUUGAUUUCUUCCAUUGGAAGCACCAGGGUGAAUGGAGCUUUGAUCCCGAGUUUUGGCCUGAUCCUGAUGCCAUGAUCAAAGAGCUCAAAGAGCUCAAAGUCGAACUAAUGGUCUCAAUCUGGCCAACCGUCGAAAACGCAUCCACGAACUUCCCCGAAAUGCUCGAAAAAGGUCUCUUAAUCCGCCACGACCGCGGCAUGCGCGUCGCAAUGCAAUGCGACGGCGACGUAACCCAUUUCGAUGCAACGAACCCCUCCGCCAGAGAAUUCGUCUGGGCACAAGCCAAAAAGAACUACUACGACAAAGGCAUCAAAGUGUUCUGGCUCGACGAAGCAGAACCGGAAUACUCGAUCUACGACUUCGACAUAUACCGCUACCAAGCCGGCAGCAAUCUCCAAAUCGGCAAUAUCUACCCGAAAGAAUACGCCCGCGGUUUCUAUGAGGGCAUGGCAGCAGAAGGGCAGAGCAACAUCGUCAACUUACUGCGCUGUGCUUGGGCCGGGAGCCAGAAGUACGGGGCGCUCGUUUGGAGCGGCGAUAUCGCGUCUUCGUGGAGCUCGUUCCGGAACCAGCUGGCGGCGGGCUUGAAUAUGGGCCUUGCGGGGAUUCCGUGGUGGACGACGGAUAUCGGCGGCUUCCAUGGUGGGAAUCCUGAUGAUCCUGCUUUUCGGGAGCUGUUUACCAGGUGGUUCCAGUGGGGUGCUUUCUGUCCCGUUAUGAGGCUUCAUGGUGAUCGCGAGCCGAAGCCUGAGGGCAUGCCUACGGCUAGCGGGGCGGAUAAUGAGAUUUGGUCCUAUGGCGAUAAGGUAUAUGAGGUUUGUAAGAGGUAUAUUGGGAUCAGGGAGGAGAUGAGAGAGUAUACACGUGGGUUGAUGCGUGAGGCUCAUGAGAAGGGGACGCCGGUCAUGAGGACUUUGUUCUAUGAGUUCCCUGGAGAUAAGAGGGCUUGGGACGUUGAGACGCAUUAUAUGUUUGGGGCCAAGUAUUUGGUGGUGCCUGUAUUGGAGCCAGGGCAGCGAAAGACCAUGGUCUAUCUGCCGGCUGGGGCAUCGUGGAGGCUGUGGGAUGGGACUCAGGUAUUUGACGGAGGUCGGGAUAUUGAGGUUGAGUGUCCGAUUGAGAGUAUGCCUGUCUUCAUCCGCCAGUAA
Molecule: messenger RNA, 1962 nt
Organism: Penicillium soppii
Lineage: Eukaryota; Fungi; Ascomycota; Eurotiomycetes; Eurotiales; Aspergillaceae
Product: putative glycosyl hydrolase
Exons: 2
Coding region: 1-1962 (653 amino acids)
Biological process (GO): carbohydrate metabolic process
Molecular function (GO): hydrolase activity, hydrolyzing O-glycosyl compounds; carbohydrate binding
Source: RefSeq, a predicted model, not a curated record